Messenger RNA from Dentiscutata erythropus, 414 nucleotides. Lineage: Eukaryota; Fungi; Glomeromycota; Glomeromycetes; Diversisporales; Gigasporaceae. The record is from the annotation of a GenBank genome assembly.
AUGUCAGAAGAGACAGAAGAACAAGUUCCACAAAAUAAAGUAGAACAAGAUAAAGUAGAACAAGACAAAGUAGAACAAGACAAAGUAGGGACUAUUGAUACCGAUAUACCCCCUCAAUUGAGUGCUGGGGCAAGCUCACACGAUACCAACACAUGUUCGGAUGAAGCUAAGUUUAUACCAGAAAUCGUUAAACCUCUAACUAAGGAGAUCAAACCACAAGAUAAUAUGUCAUAUGGUCUGCGCACCGUUAAAGGGUGGAAGGAAAAGCCUAUCAUGAACGUAGAGAAAUAUGAAAAGAUUAAUGUUAAAAGAAUUUAUAAACGAAUUUGUUUUAAAAAAAAAAGACAUCUAGCUGAAAGCUCACCAAAGGAAAAAUAUGGACUUGAAGAGAAAGUAGAAUGGAUUCCAAUAUAG